UUUCAUAGGAACAAUGCAAUGGCAGUGCCGCUGACGUUUCAGCUGUCAGAUGAUUUUACAUGGAUUGCUUUGUUCUCAGCAGACUCCCAGCCAAAGUCAGCAGAAGAGUCCCCUGCAAUCCAGUAUCGCAUUCCUCAGUCAGAGCUGGUUGAAGUCUUACAAAGAAGGAUGGAGAAUAAGCUAAAGCAGAGUGUGAUGGAAUGGCGCUGUCCCCACCUGACGCGGUGGAACAGGCGCUACCCUACUAUCCUCAGUGAAAUCCUGCCCAAGUUCGAGAUGCAGCAAGACCUCUCCUCCGUGGAGGAGGAGCUUCACAGACUGUCCGUCAACAUGAGGGACUUCAAGGUGACUGGCAUGCCCAUUCAUAUGGCUUUCACCGAUAUGGAUGCUGUGAUCGAACGAGUCCGGAGCGCCCAGAUUCACAGCACAGAGAUCCCCGACACGGAGUUUGCGCUCUGUGUCUACAUCCAUCCCUACCAUAAUGACAUCUUGUCUGUCUGGGUCUUCCUAGCAUCACUGGCGACACGUCAGAAGGGAACAUACUACCAGCCCCCAAGUUACGGUGAAUAGAGUUACCAAUGUUUUGCCUGCAUUCAUUAGAACACUUCUCUAGAGAGAAAGGGUGGAGUUUCACUUAGAUUGGUCAGGUUUGAGACCACACUCGGCCCACUCCAGGCGGAGAAGUACAGCCUGGGAGAAGACAAGGGACGCCCUUGUGGGAAGGUCAUGAGCAUAGAAAUUAAUACUUUUUUUC
Molecule: messenger RNA, 754 nt
Organism: Clupea harengus (Atlantic herring)
Lineage: Eukaryota; Metazoa; Chordata; Actinopteri; Clupeiformes; Clupeidae
Product: protein CC2D2B-like
Exons: 4
Coding region: 19-570 (183 amino acids)
Biological process (GO): non-motile cilium assembly; protein localization to ciliary transition zone
Cellular component (GO): ciliary transition zone
Source: RefSeq, a predicted model, not a curated record